Camelina sativa (false flax) is the source of this 1047-nucleotide messenger RNA. RefSeq lists its product as uncharacterized. Lineage: Eukaryota; Viridiplantae; Streptophyta; Magnoliopsida; Brassicales; Brassicaceae. The record is from RefSeq and is a predicted model, not a curated record.
AAACUACUAGGUUUUUUAAGUUUUCUCAUAAACCCAACUGUCUAGGGUUUGCCCCGGUAUAAUCAAAUCAAGAAAAUGGAUCUCAAAGGAAACGUAGCCGAGACGACGACACAAGGAGACUCGAGCAAAUUGAUGGAGGCAACAGAACCUAUGGAAGAAUCUUCGCCUGUUGCUUCUGCUUCCCUGACAAAACGUAAGGCCGAUUCUGACCAGGUUGAGGAGAACGGCGGUGAGGCUCAAGAGAGUGGUGAUGGGAAUGAAGAGAGUGGUGACGAGGCUGAAGAGAGUGGUGAUGGGGAUGAAGAGAGUGGUGAUGGGGAUGAAGAGAGCGGCGAGGAUGACUACGUAGACCCUGACGAUGAGCUCUUACAUCCGACAUGGUGGAAAGUCCCUGAAUGGGAUGUGGACAGCUUCGAUGGUCUCGAGUACGAUUCCUCUGAAUAUAAAGAUGAGUUCCCCGAUGAAGAAGAUGAAAAAGAAUGGCGCCGCUUUAAGCGUCAGCUCAUCGAGAAUAAGGGGUUUUAUGUGGAGCCUGAGCUUUGGUCAAUGUACAACUACUCUGAUUACAAAGUCGUCCCUAAUUUGGAUUUGGAUGCGGGUUUCGACCAAACCUAUGGCGAGUACUUUGCAGAGAUGGCUUGUCUCUGUGUCAAAAAGUACAACGAAGACAAGGGAUCGAAUGUAGAGUUUGUGGAAGUGGUGAGAGGUAUAUUUACAUCAGGAUCUAGAUCAAAGUCGUACAUUACAUUUAUGGCUAAGGAGAAACCUGAUGGACCUCUGGUUGAGUAUCAAGCUAAGGUUUGGUCUACUGUCAUUCAAAACGAGAACUAUCCCAUUCUCUGUAGACCGGCUCCUACAGCAAAGCGUUCCAACCAAAAGUAGUAAGAAGUUCUUUUCUUUCUGGAACUGGAAACUGGACUGAUGGAUACAGAGAUGACGUUCGCAAUAGGGCAUCUGAUAUAUGUGGUUGUGUAAACAUUUUCAUUAAUUUACCACUCAAGAAACUUCCCUUUUGUUUCCAAUAUUAUCUAUAGAUAUGAUGUUUGA